Molecule: messenger RNA, 2136 nt
Organism: Ochotona princeps (American pika)
Lineage: Eukaryota; Metazoa; Chordata; Mammalia; Lagomorpha; Ochotonidae
Gene: RNF38
Product: ring finger protein 38
Exons: 13
Coding region: 336-1967 (543 amino acids)
Source: RefSeq, a predicted model, not a curated record
ACGUAAAGCAUUGUGAUGUGAUUCUGUGUUAAGUGGACAGUUUUGAUGCUGGUAUAUUAGAACUCCUGUUUAAGUUCUGGCUGCUGGGGCAGGGUGCUGUGAUGUAGUGCAUUAAGCUUCCAUCAGCAGCACCAGCAUCGAAAAUGGUUGCUCCAUUUUCCAUUCAGCUCCCAGCUAAUGUGCCUAGGUAAAGCAGUGAAGAUGGCCAGGAGGUUUGUUUGGAGUUCAGGCUUCUGGUUUCCUGUGGCCAUCUGGGGGAGUAAAACCAGCAGAUUUAAUCUCUCUCACUCUGUCUAGCAAAACAACAACAAGGAUAUGUGAAAGCUUUUGGGGGCAUGUGGGGUCAUGUAUUUAACCCAGGUAGCCUUGGUGCUUCUUUUCAGUGCCAAUCCCUUCAUCACGACCACAUUUGUCAUGACGACAGUGACAAGAUAUCUCCCGAGGCCAAUUCAGCACCUCUACCUGGCCAUCCUAACAAGGUGAUUUGUGAAAGGGUGAGACUUCAGAGCCUGUUCCCUCUUCUCCCAAGUGAUCAGAACACUACCGUUCAAGAGGAUGCCCACUUCAAAGCUUUCUUCCAGAGUGAAGAUAGUCCAAGUCCCAAGAGACAGCGCCUCUCUCAUUCAGUCUUUGACUAUACGUCAGCAUCACCAGCUCCCUCACCACCAAUGCGACCAUGGGAGAUGACAUCAAAUAGGCAGCCCCCUUCAGUUCGACCAAGCCAACAUCACUUCUCAGGGGAACGAUGCAACACACCUGCACGCAACAGAAGAAGUCCUCCUGUCAGGCGCCAGAGAGGGAGAAGGGAUCGCCUGUCUCGACACAAUUCCAUUAGUCAAGAUGAAAACUAUCACCAUCUCCCUUAUGCACAGCAGCAAGCAAUAGAAGAACCUCGAGCCUUCCACCCCCCGAAUGUAUCUCCCCGUCUGUUACAUCCUGCCGCUCAUCCACCCCAGCAGAAUGCAGUAAUGGUUGACAUACAUGAUCAGCUCCAUCAAGGCACAGUGCCUGUUUCCUACACGGUAACAACAGUGGCACCACAUGGACUUCCCCUCUGCACAGGCCAGCACAUCCCUGCCUGCAGUGCGCAGCAGGUCCCAGGAUGCUCUGUGGUUUUCAGUGGACAGCACCUCCCUGUCUGUAGUGUGCCUCCUCCAAUGCUUCAGGCAUGUUCUGUUCAGCACUUACCAGUACCAUAUGCUGCAUUCCCACCCCUUAUUUCUAGUGAUCCAUUUCUUAUACAUCCUCCUCACCUUUCUCCCCAUCAUCCUCCACAUUUGCCACCACCAGGCCAGUUUGUCCCCUUCCAAACGCAGCAAUCACGAUCGCCUCUGCAAAGGAUAGAAAACGAAGUGGAACUGUUAGGAGAACAUCUUCCAGUCGGAAGUUUUACCUACCCUGCCUCAGCUCAUCCCCCAACGUUGCCUCCAUCGGCUCCUUUGCAGUUCUUGGCACAUGACCCUUUGCAUCAAGAGGUGUCCUUUGGAGUACCUUACCCUCCGUUUAUGGCUCGGAGGCUCCCAGGCCGGAGCAGAUACCGAUCCCAGCAGCCUAUCCCACCACCCCCUUACCAUCCCAGUUUGCUGCCAUAUGUACUAUCAAUGCUACCAGUGCCACCUGCUGUGGGCCCAACUUUCAGCUUUGAAUUGGAUGUGGAAGAUGGAGAAGUAGAAAAUUAUGAGGCCCUGUUAAACCUGGCAGAGCGACUGGGAGAGGCUAAGCCUCGAGGACUGACAAAAGCCGACAUUGAACAACUUCCUUCCUAUAGGUUCAAUCCUAACAACCACCAGUCAGAACAGACCUUGUGUGUAGUGUGCAUGUGUGAUUUUGAGUCAAGGCAGCUACUUAGAGUCUUACCCUGUAACCACGAGUUCCAUGCCAAGUGUGUUGACAAAUGGCUAAAGGCAAACCGUACUUGCCCCAUUUGCCGAGCUGACGCCUCAGAAGUGCAUCGGGAUUCCGAGUAACCAAGCUAAGAGCACAAAUGGAGUGUGGGGUUCCUCGUCACAUGUACAUAUGGACUGUCCAUGGAACUGACUGUGGCUUCCAGCCCUCCCUUUACCAAAAGGGUCAAUGGACCUUUCUUUGCACUGUGUGACUUAAUCAACUAUAAAAGCUUACAAUUAGUCUUCACAA